CGGGUAUCCAACGAAUAUGUGAGGAUCGGUCAUUGACCAGCGUUCCUGCAAUGGGACUUCCAAUGAGAAUGCCAACCCCCCCGCCGACCCAAUACAUGCCGGUUCGCGUACCUAUAACCGCUAGCGAUGGCGAGAGCAAGGGGACCAUCGCGCCCGGCAUUGCAACCACGACGCUUGAGACCAGCCCCCAGACGACUGACCACACAAUUAUUCCCGCGGUGGACUUAAACACCAUCCCCUCGGCAAUAGCCAUCUGCAGUCGCGUCUAGGGUCUUAGAAGAGCCAGUGAAUGAGAUGAACCCCAC
Molecule: messenger RNA, 305 nt
Organism: Talaromyces proteolyticus
Lineage: Eukaryota; Fungi; Ascomycota; Eurotiomycetes; Eurotiales; Trichocomaceae
Exons: 1
Coding region: 51-269 (72 amino acids)
Source: RefSeq, a predicted model, not a curated record